Molecule: messenger RNA, 465 nt
Organism: Globicephala melas (long-finned pilot whale)
Lineage: Eukaryota; Metazoa; Chordata; Mammalia; Artiodactyla; Delphinidae
Product: probable cystatin-15
Molecular function (GO): cysteine-type endopeptidase inhibitor activity
Source: RefSeq, a predicted model, not a curated record
AUGCCGGACAGCAUGUUCCUGAAGCUGUCUCUUCUCCUGGGGCUUCUUGCUCUGGGGCCUCAUGUCUGCAGCUGGAAGUUUGAGGACAUCAGUAAGAGUACGCAAAACUUCCGCUUGUGUGUGGAGUUUGCUGUGUUUCACUUCAAUGAACACGAGCCAGAUGAGUACGCUUACAAGCUGCUUUGGGUGGGGCGGAGCCAGCGCAAGAUGUAUAGUUGGAUAUAUUUAAUGGACCUGGAGCUGGGCCGCACAAUUUGUAAAAAACACGACGAAGACAUUGACAACUGCCCCUUGCAAGAAGGCCCAGAACAGAAAAAGGUGAGCUGCACUUUCAUUGUGGACUUACGCCCAUGGUUUACCCAGUUCACCCUCCUGAACAGCACCUGCCAGCAGAAAUGGGGGGAGGAGCUCCCGGCUCCCACAGCAGCUCCUUUCCUCCUGAAGAAUGAGAGUCUGCAGUCCUAG